This is a messenger RNA of Marchantia polymorpha subsp. ruderalis, 219 nucleotides long. Lineage: Eukaryota; Viridiplantae; Streptophyta; Marchantiopsida; Marchantiales; Marchantiaceae. The record is from the annotation of a GenBank genome assembly.
AUGAUUCAAAUCUGCGUGCUGAGAUGCGUUCUUGAUGGAGUAGUGAUACUUGCCUGCUUAGCGCCGUUAAGCUACUUUCAGGCAUCCGUCCCCGGCGGCGAAUACCGGGGACCCCAAGUUCCGAUAUUUAGGUCAGUGUCGUUUUUAGGUUCGAGUCAUUGCACACCUUUGGUGUUUCUGAUGAGCGGUUGCUUUAUGGGAGAUCCAACCAUGUUUUGA